AAAAAACAGUAAUUAAGUUAUUAUUUCAUAAGAAAAAAAUACAUAAUAUAUAUUUUUUCUUAUAUUUGUUGAAAAAAUGUCUAAAAAAUUUAAUUAUUUACUGAUAUUAUUGUCAGUGAAUGUAUGGUUGUUUGCGGAUACGGGUGUGUUGUGUAGUAUUGACGGCCCCAUCAAUGAUGAUAUGGACGACGAAAUUGACAAUUUAAUUGCCGAUAACGACCGGAUGGCUCUACCCUAUAGACGAUUACCCGAAUCAGUCGAUAGUUUAAACUUUGAAAUAUGCAGAGUGUUCUUUAAGAAAGAGCUAAAAAUUGCCGAUUAUUUGUCCCAUAAAUUUCAUUAUAACCGACACUUGCGUGUAAUCGCCGCCAAUAUAUCCCUAACUCGGAUGCGAUUAUGGGAUAAAUACUGUGAUUAUGACAGAAAUUUUUUGAUGAAUAUAUUCAAAUCAGCCAAUCGUUUGUUAAGCGAAACCAGAAAAUAUACAGAAUAUGCGUUCAGAGCCCUGAAAUCGGCUAUUAAUCCCAUUCCGGGUAUUACUGUACCAGAAAUUAUGUGUAUUUCAAAAAACUUUUACUCAAAGUUUGCCAAUUCAUUCAAUAAUUCUGAAUUUCGUCGGAUAUCUGCGGAUACACUGAUAAUAAUUGGCGACUCAUGGAUGCCAUAUCUGAUCAAAUCAUUGAAUAUAACCGAUACUAACGAUUGUAAUUCAUUGAACACUACAACUACUAUCUAUAAUCCAAUAACCAGUCAUCGGGUUUCCAAACAAAUGGCAUUAUUUGAUGCAUUGGACGCAUUAAUUAAAGUCAAAUACUAAAGUUAUAAUUAUAAUUAUAAUAAUAUUG
Messenger RNA from Oppia nitens, 845 nucleotides. RefSeq lists its product as uncharacterized. The record is from RefSeq and is a predicted model, not a curated record. Lineage: Eukaryota; Metazoa; Arthropoda; Arachnida; Sarcoptiformes; Oppiidae. The transcript has 3 exons. The coding region runs from base 77 to 817 and encodes 246 amino acids.